Messenger RNA from Prosopis cineraria, 1321 nucleotides. RefSeq lists its product as uncharacterized. The record is from RefSeq and is a predicted model, not a curated record. NCBI's taxonomy places the organism in Eukaryota, Viridiplantae, Streptophyta, Magnoliopsida, Fabales, Fabaceae.
CCGAGUCUCAAGAUCGAUUCUGCUUCUCUGCGUUUUCUUAUCCUCCCUCAGAAGCUCAAGCACACAAGUCUCCUCUUCAAUGGAGGCCACAAUUAGCCUUCCCAAUGUUCAUGCGCAACCCAGCGUUUUGCCAGCGAAACCUCUCAGACCUUUCAGUUUCAGAGUUUCGAUCAAGCCUCCGCCUCCAGAUUUCAAUUACAAGUUACAAAUUUCGGAUGAGUCCAGAGCCACGAUUGCUGAGUCUCAUCCUGAGUUGCUCGAUUUAGCCGACAACGGGAGCUUGCUUUUGAUUCAGAAGAAGCAGUUUGGUCCUGUUCCUUCAUGGAGGUCAGAAUUUGUGGAGCCUGAGGCGAUCUGGUUACGAACCACUCACAUUUCUAAGGAGUCGGCCACGGACGUCGAGCGCGUGGUGCGAGCAGUGAAUCCGGAUAACGUGGUUGUCGAGCUUUGCAGAAGCAGAGCUGGGAUCAUGUACGCUUCUGCUGAUGGCAGCGUUGGAAAACAGUUACAGUCUAAUAUGUUCUUGAGUGGGACUGGGUUUUUUGGUGCUGUUGGACGAAGCAUAAACUUGGGUGUUCAAACUGCCUUAGCAUUACGGUUACUCCUGGCUGCUUUUUCAUCAAAGAUCUCUUCUGAUGUUAACCGCCCUUUUGGUGAUGAGUUCCGUGCUGCUCGAAAGGCAUCUGAAGAAGUUGGCGCACAAAUAGUUUUGGGAGAUCGGCCAUUGAAAUAACUGUAUGUGCAUGGCGUGGAGGGCUUGAAAUGGACAGAGAAACUAAGCUUAUUGAUCUCUGUUGUUCGUGGGAUAACAUCAUCAUCGGGCAUUUCCUCAAAUAAGCUUGAGGAAGAACCAAGUUCAGAGGAUGAGGGUACAUUUCAGCUUUAUAAGCAACUGAGUUUUUCCUACCCAUCACUGUUGCAGCCUCUUCUACAUGAAAGAGAUACUUACCUUGCAUGGUCAUUGAAGAGGAGCAAAGCGGUGAAUAACUGUAAAAAGGUGGUGGGUGUAAUAGGAAAGGGGCAUAUGAACGGUGUAGUGUAUGCUCUAAUAUCUGAUCAAGAAUUAAGGUUCAGAGAUCUUGUAGGUCAAAACCCUAAUAAUGGAGGUUCCAGCGGCUGGAUCGAUGGUCUUCUCAAGAGUUUAGUGAGAGACACAAUCAUCGGCUUCCUUUUGUGGGCCUUAUAUGAACAGAUAAAUGGAGUUUAAAGUUAACAUAUUUUUCCCCCCUCAAUUUAUGCGUGUCAAGCCAAUCUUCUCUGUAUCAUUCUAAUUUUAUGGACAGCGAAUAUCUUUUUGAUCAUAUAUAUCUCUGCUUCUUUA